Messenger RNA from Nasonia vitripennis (jewel wasp), 1948 nucleotides. It is a transcript of the gene yip2, whose product is annotated as 3-ketoacyl-CoA thiolase, mitochondrial. Lineage: Eukaryota; Metazoa; Arthropoda; Insecta; Hymenoptera; Pteromalidae. Gene Ontology annotation, biological process: fatty acid beta-oxidation. The transcript is spliced from 8 exons. Gene Ontology annotation, molecular function: acetyl-CoA C-acetyltransferase activity. The record is from RefSeq and is a predicted model, not a curated record. Bases 398 to 1597 code for a protein of 399 amino acids.
AUCAAAAGUGCCAUCAUCAAGUUAAAAACAAUAAUCUAUUUCUCGAGAGGAAGUCUUAAUUUUUGCUGUUUUCAUUAAGAAAUUCAAUGCUUCAAGUGCAUAGAUACAUAGAUUAUUAUUCAAGGACUUCGUAUAUUGGCCGUAUUACAUUUAAAUGUAUGUAUAGAGAGAAUCAUGAUGACAGUGCAUUUUGAACGUCUGCAUCGCGAAACCAGUAUCUCUCCUUACUCCUACCACUACCGCCACACCAAUACGGACUUUGACCUAACGGCUGAAUCCGCAUACUCACACUCGACUUGUUGCUUGUUGCCGCCGCACUUGCCGGGACUUAUUUAUCGCGAGUAGACGUAGUCGGUUCUGAAAUUGUUCGAUCUUGAAGUAGAUAUAAUCUACAACCAUGACUACUAUCACUAAAGGAAUUUUCAUUGUUGCUGCCAAGCGCACACCCUUUGGAAAAAUGGGUGGAGCUUUUACUGGUAAAAGUAUAACAGAGUUAUCAGUGGUUGCAUCUAACGCAGCCAUUCAAGCUGCCAAUCUGAAGCCUGAACAAAUUGAUAACGUGGUAUUUGGAAAUGUUCUGCCUUUGUCAUCUUCUGAUGGUGCGUUCAUGCCCAGACACGUAUUAUUAAAGUGUGGAAUUCCUCUUGAGAAGCCAGCUUUAGGUGUCAAUCGGCUGUGUGGUUCUGGUUUCCAGGCAAUCGUCAGUGGUGCUCAAAGCAUUCUGACUGGAGAAGCAAAGGUUGUGCUAACUGGAGGUGCUGAGAAUAUGAGCCAGAUGCCAUUUGUGGUACGCAAUGUUCGUUUUGGAACAGUUUUGGGGCAAAAACAUGAGUUUGAAGAUUCCCUCUGGCUAGGAUUACUUGACACGCACUGUGGUAUGCCUAUGGGCAUGACAGCUGAAAAGCUUGGAGCUCAAUUUGGAGUCACCAGGAAAGAAGUUGAUGAGUUUGCUUUAAGAAGCCAACACACAUGGAAAGCUGCCAACGAUGCAGGCUAUUUCAAAGCUGAAAUAGCACCUGUAACUUUGAAAUCAAAGAAGGGAGAAGUAUCUGUAACCGUGGAUGAGCAUCCAAGACCUCAAACAAAAAUUGAAGAUCUUUCAAAACUUCCUUCAAUCUUCAAGAAAGAUGGAUUAGUCACUGCAGGAACAGCAUCUGGAGUCUGUGAUGGAGCUGGAGUAGUCAUUCUUGCCAGUGAAGAUGCUGUUAAAGCUAAUGGACUCAAGCCAAUAGCACGUUUGGUUGGUUACAGUACUGUUGGUGUUGAUCCAACUAUUAUGGGAAUUGGACCGUCUCCAGCCAUUAAAAAUUUAUUGAAGGCUGCUGGAAAAUCGUUAAACGAUAUGGAAUUGGUUGAGAUUAAUGAAGCCUUUGGAGCUCAGACACUUGCUUGUGCUAAAGAUCUAAAUCUUGAUAUCAACAAGCUUAAUGUAAAUGGUGGUGCUAUUGCUGUUGGACAUCCUCUUGGAGCUUCUGGAUCUCGCAUUACUGGUCAUUUAGUUCAUGAACUGAGGAGAAGAAACGCUGGCAAGUUUGCUAUUGGGUCAGCUUGCAUUGGAGGAGGGCAAGGUAUUGCUGUUAUGGUUGAAGCUCUUUAAAUCUGUUCCAUAACAGAUCUUUUUAAAAAAGUCUUUAAUCAUUAAGAGUCAAAAUGUUGACAUAAAAGUUUAUACAUUUAAUAAAAGCUAUUUAAAAUCUCAUUAACUUGAGAUCAAUCAAUGCAAUGAUAAAUCUUGUGAUAAAUUGAAAAAUUUUGGCAAACAUUUUUAUAAUAUGAAAAAAUUGUACAAAAUAAUGUUAGUCAUUAAGUUAUAUAUAUUUUUUAUACAUACUUGUUACAGAAACUCAAAUAUUUUGAUCAAAUUUAUAAAAAUAUUAAACACGUAUAUAAAAAAAUGUUUUUAAUGGUUUUUAUUAAAAAUCUUACGAAUAAACUACUUACUUAUAUA